Molecule: messenger RNA, 4452 nt
Organism: Prorocentrum cordatum
Lineage: Eukaryota; Dinophyceae; Prorocentrales; Prorocentraceae
Source: the annotation of a GenBank genome assembly
AUGAUGGAGAGCGUGUGCCUCGGCGACUACUCCGGCAGCCAGACCACCAAGGCUGCGCGCGGGUCGGGGGUGUUCUUCAUCGUGAUCAACUCCAACAUAGCGACUGCGCAGACGUCGUUGCGGCACGCCGACAGGGUCUACUUCCUGCCCGUCACCGUGGAGUUCGUGACGCAGGUCAUCAAGCGUGAGCGUUCCGAUGGCAUCCUGUGCUCCUGCGGCGGCCAGGCGGCGCUCAACUGCGGCGUUAGGCUGGAGGAGGUGGGCGUGCUGUCCAAGUGCGACGUCAAGGUGCCGGGCGCGCCGAUGCAGGCAGUCAUCGCGACCGAAGGCCGCGAACUGUUCGCCAAGGCGGUGGAUCACUGCGGCUACAAGUUGGCCGGGAGCGCCUGCUGCACGACCGCGGGCGAGGCCGCGGAGGCCGCGGCGAAUAUAGGCUACCCGGUGCUGGUCCGCGCCGCCUCCGCCCUCGAGGACCUCGGCAGCGGCUUCGCGGCGGACGAGGGCGAGCUGCGGCGCCUGGUGCAGGUGGCCCUGGUGAACAACCCACAGGUCAUCGUUGACAAGAGCUUGAAGGGCUGGGAGGAGCUCGAGUACGAGGCCGUGCGCGACGCGAACGACAACUGUAUCGCGGUAUGCAAUCUGGAGAACUUCGAUCGGGUGGGCAUCCACACAAGCGACUCGAUUGUCAUCGCCCCCUCGCAGACGCUCACGAACGCCGAGUAUUUCCGGCUGCGUGAGUGCGCCUUGAAGGUGGUGCGCCACCUGGGCGUGGUGGGGGAAUGCAACAUCCGGUACGCGAUGGACCCGCGCAGCCAUGAGUUCCGCGUCAUCGAGGUCAACGCGCGCGUGUUUCGGAGCAGCGCGCUGGCAUUGAAGGCCAUCGGGUACCCGCUCGCGUGCGUCGCCGCGAAGCUGGCGCUGGGCGGCGACCUGGUGUACCUGCGCAACAGCGUCACCAGGUGCACCGCAGCCUGCUUUGAGCCGAGCUUCGUCUACGUCGUGGCGAAGGUCCCCCGCUGGGACCUGCGCAAGUUCCCGACGGUGGACCUGGAGGGGGGCAGCUGCAUGGAGAGCGUGGAAGAGGUAAUGUCCAUCGGGCGUACGCUCGAGGAGAUCAUCCACAAGGCGCUCCGCAUGGUCGACGAGGCCUGCAAGGGCCUCGAUUCCGAGCGCUUCGACCUGGAGCUGGCCCACCGCGGCGAGGAGGGCAUCGCGUACUCCGUCAUGGCGGAGCUGAGGAGGCCGACGCCGACGCAGGCGUGGACGAUCGCGAAGGCCUUCGAGCUGGGCCUGGACGUGGAGAAGAUCUACGGCCUGACGCGCAUCGACAGCUGGUUCCUGGCGAAGCUCCUGCACGUCCACACCGUCAAGCACGCGCUGCAGUCCGUCGACUUCUCAGGCCUUGCGGCCAACCCGCAGCUGCUGCGGGAGGCCGAGCGGCGCGGCUUUGUGGACCGCCAGAUCGCGCCCCUGCUGCGCUUCCAGGAAGGCGUGGGCGCGUAUGACAAGCGGGAGUGCAACGGUGGGCCAGUGCAUGACCGCCACGUCCGCGCCCUGCGGAAGAGCGCUGGCGUCGUUCCCGCGGCGACGCAGACUGAUUUUCUCGCGGCGGAGUUUCCGGCGCACACGGACUACCUCUACCUCGCGUACAACGGCACCGAGAGCGAUGUAGACAUGGCCGGCCUCUGCCCUCGCAAGGACGCCGAGUCCGAGCACGCGGACGUUCCCAUCAUGGUGAUCGGCUGCGGCUCGUACCGCAUCGGCAGCAACGUCGAGCUUGAUUGGUGUUCCGUGAAUUGCGUCAAGACGCUGCGCGGGCUCGGCAAGCUACCCCGUGGUGGUCACGAGCUCGACGCCGUGGACAAGGACGGUGUGAUGUUAAACUAUGCCAUCGCGGAGCACGUCGAGAACGUGGGUGUGCGCAGCGGUGACGCUUCUCUGCUGCUGCUGCUGGCACAGAAGUUCCUGGUGGAGACACAGCGUCGCGUGAAGCAGAUCGGGCAGAAGCUCUCCAGGGAGUUGAAGAUAGAGGACAGGGUCCAAGCGGAGGCAGUGACAGAGGCCAAGGCGGACGCAGAGUUCAAGGCGGCAGAAGCGGCAGGUGCUCAGACUGCCUUGGAGGCGGACGCCGAGUCCGAGGUGGAGGCAGAGGCCGACGCUGGCGCGGAGUUCAAGGCAGCGAUUGAGGCAGAGGCUCAGGCUUCGGUCAAGAAGGCCGCGGAGGCCGCGGCGAGGGCGCAGGCAGAGGCCGACGCGGACGCCGCAGUCGGUGCAGCAGCUGAGGCAGAGGCCACAGUUGACGCAGAGUUCGAGGCGGCAGCAGCCGCGGAGGCGCAGGUUGCCUUGGAGGCGGAGGCCACAGCCGAGGCGGAGGCAGAUGCCGCGGUGAAUGCGGAGGCAGAGCCUAAGGGGGAUGAAGGGCUCAUGGCAGCAGCAGCGGCAGAGGUUCAGCCGGAGGCAGAGGAGGAUGCCAAAACGGAUGCAGAGGUCAAGGCGGCAGCAGAGGCAGAGCCAGAAACGCUGCAAUUCGAGGAGCUCGUGGAGGACCGCCCGGAGGCCCUCGGGAUACCCGGGCGUGCGGUUCAGGGGGAUCUGGAGAAGGCGCCCUUCCGCUUCCCUGGGCAGCUGAAUGCCAACACGGUUCGCCCCUGCAUCAACGCUACCAGCCAGGUUAUGCCUACCGCCAGCGACUACGCUUACGAGCCGGAGCUCGUAGGCGGGGUCGUCAAGCACGUGCUCAUCGGGGUGCUGCCUGACAUGGAGAGAACGCUGCAGAACUUCCCGAACGUUACCGCACUCGGGGGCUCAUACUUGGGCGCGGCGAGCCUCGAGGUGGGCGGCCUGCAAGAAAUGGCCCACAGCGUUGUGACCCAAGCUAGCCCCAUCACCGCCAAGCGGGUGCGAUACACCUUCCGGCUAAACGGGAUGCAGAGGUGUGCCCGUUCCCCAUGCAACCUUGGCGACCCUGAAGAGGCGCCCGAGGCGUUCAGCGGGAUGCGGGGGGCAGCUGGCCGAACCGCUACGAUGCCCAGCGUGGUUUCCAGGCCCUUGAGGGCGGCCACUGCGACCGUCAGGAUUGCUGAGGAGCAUCGGCGCGGCCACGGCCUUGUCACUGCCCUGCGGUUGAAGGCGAAGGUCAUGGGCUACGGCUCCCGGAAGCUGCGGCAGCGGGCGCCUGAGUACCACGCCCUCGCAGACGAGGACAAUAACGGUAACUCCUGCGGCGACGCGUGCGUCUAUACGAUGGCUCUCGGAGAGAACUUCCAGGCCACGAGCGGGUACGUGCACUGCAUCGAUGCCCAGGGGCAGGGGAGUCUCUACAGGAGAAAUUUCUCGAAGAGCACCCCGGUCUUCACCAGGAGGGCCGUCUCUCUCAUAAAGUCGGAGAGCCGGGGUAGCAUGGCCUCAGUCAUGAGCACAGUCAACCUCGGGCCCCACAGGAACCCGAGGGGGCAGGAGAAGCUGAGAUUCAACGCUACCAGCCCGGCCACGGCUACCCCGAAGCAGGUUAUGUCUAACGCCAGCGACUACGAUCCCGUGCCAGAGACCAUCGGCAAAGUCGUCGGGAGCGCGUUCACCUGGGUGCCACUUGACAUGGAGAGGAUGCUGCAAGCCUCCCCGAGCUCUGCAACCUCGGUGGCCCCGCUCCUGAACACGAAGCGCCUCGAGGUCGAGACCCUCGUUGAGGUGCCGCUGCCCGCCGUCCAGGAGGUCGUCCAGGUGCUCACCGGCAUGCAUCACCCGCGCCGCCAUCACGCGGGGGUGGAGCAGAUCGUCGUCAUCCACGCCUCCCGCGAGAGCGCGAUGAUCGUGCACGACCAGAGGAGGCCCCAGAAGGGGAGGAUCCAGAAAUGCGGCGUGGAGCAGGUGGCGGUGGUGGCAGCGCCAGUGUCCCAGGGGGAGAUGAUCCAGGUGCCGCCCGUCACCCAGCCGACGAAGGAGCGACCUGUGCACGUCGAUGUGAUCCAGGGCGUGCUGGUCGAGCAGCGGCUUGAGGAGGCGGCCCCUGCCCCGAGGGCUUCUAGCCCUGGCGAUGGCCGCGACAAGCUCGGCUCAGAGGCGUUUGGCACGGUCAUGGCUCACCUGGCGGCCCCUAGAGGGCCAGUCGGGGCCUUCAGCGAAAGGCGCAUGGCAGCCGGCAAGACCGUCGAGAGGUUCAACGCACUAGACGGGAUGCAGAGGGGUGCCCGUCCCCCAUUCAUGGAUUACGGCUCCCGGGGGGCUGCGACAGCGGGCAUGGAGCCCUACGCCCUCGUCGACGAAGAGAGGAACGGCAACCUCUACGACAACAUGCGCGCCCACACGACGGCGUUGGAAGAGAACUCCCAGGCGAGGAGCCAGUGCGAGUACCACAUGGGUGCCGGGGGGCGUCUCUACAAGGGCCGGCUCAGGGCGAUGCCGAGGUGCGCAGUGGCGGCGGCCGGGCACAUCAGGAGGGCUGUGAGGGUGUAG